AUGGCAGAAACGAAACCGUCAAGAAAAGUGGUGGAGUACCCGCCCAAGCAUAAGGACAAGUCCGCACAUCAAACCAUCUACAUAUACUGGGCCGUUCCCGAAGAUGUUCCUCAUCUCAUCGAGAUCGAACGCAGCGCAAGCGAGCUGUUUCGUCACAUUGGAAUGGACUCGGUCGCGUACGAUGAACCCCCUUCGGAGAUACACCUCAUCAAGGACUCCAUCAGCAAUAGGAUCCUUCUCGCGAGUGAGGAUCCGUCCUUAGAAAGCUCGCCUGUGGCCUACUUGAGCAUGGAAUUAGACGAGGAUCACAAAACAGUGUACCUGGCUCAGGUGUCGGUGGACUACCGCUAUGCGCGGAAAGGGAUCGGAGAACGGCUCAUCGACCACCUCGAGGCAUAUGCGCAUAGGAAGGGCUACGAAACGAUCGUGCUGACGACCUUUAAAGAUGUGCCGUGGAACGGUCCAUAUUACCAGCGAUUGGGAUUCUAUGAACUGGAUGCGGAGCAACUGAAACGGCCGGAACAUGGAACAGUCAGUGACCAUUUGGAUGCGGAAAAGGAGAAUGACCGUAUCAAUAAGUGGUCGCGGGUUGCAAUGAGGAAGGAUUUGUAG
Messenger RNA from Eremomyces bilateralis CBS 781.70, 612 nucleotides. RefSeq names its product acyl-CoA N-acyltransferase. The transcript has a single exon. The record is from RefSeq and is a predicted model, not a curated record. Bases 1 to 612 code for a protein of 203 amino acids. Gene Ontology annotation, molecular function: acyltransferase activity, transferring groups other than amino-acyl groups. Lineage: Eukaryota; Fungi; Ascomycota; Dothideomycetes; Eremomycetales; Eremomycetaceae.